Molecule: messenger RNA, 342 nt
Organism: Babjeviella inositovora NRRL Y-12698
Lineage: Eukaryota; Fungi; Ascomycota; Pichiomycetes; Serinales
Exons: 2
Coding region: 1-342 (113 amino acids)
Source: RefSeq, a predicted model, not a curated record
AUGUCCUCUCCAAUUAAAUACUUCUACAAAGGCACCGACGCUGACUUCACCGUUCUUGUUGAAUCCCAAGAGCUCGUUGACAAGUUCAGAAAGGGUGACUCCACCAUUCCAUUGAUCGACAUUGUCUCCAUCUAUAAGAUCUUCAUUUCCAGAAUCGGUGGUUCAGAAGGCCGCCUCGACGAAGCCUCCAAGACCGAGCUCGUAAACCAGUUUGGCUCCUCUCACGUUGACGACGUUAUCAAGGAGAUCUUGGUGAACGGUACGUCUAAGCAUGGUGCCAAGUUAGGCGGCCAUUCUUUCGACUCAACCAACGACACAAUGGGCUCUAGAGGCACUCAUUAA